AGAUUCAUACUCCUGCACACACGGAGAGAAGCAGAGGAAUGAAUGAAGGAAAAUGAGGCUUGCACUAACAGAGAAGCAGGAAGAAAGGCAUCAAAGGGCUGAUUUCCCCCCUGCUUUCAACUCCUGCCUGCCGUUUUCUUAGAUACCAGAUUGGUGUGCUACUUUAAAGGAUGUGGAGCGAAGGCGAGUCGGAAGGGCUCCAGACUUUAGGGAUUGUGGUGGUGAUUUGUUCCUCUUUGAAACUUUUGCACUACCUUGGACUAAUAGAUUUGUCAGACGAAUUCGCCCGAUGGUAUUACCUGUCUCAGAGAGAUAAAAUUGAAGAUGAAUUGGAAAUUGCAACAGUAUGUUAUCGACCAGAAGGAUUAGAACAACUUGAGGCACAAACCAAUUUCACAAAGAAGGAACUUCAAGUGCUUUACAGAGGAUUCAAAAAUGUAAGAUGGGAAAUGAUGGACAUAGUAAAGGCAAUUUAUAACAUGAUGGGCAAGUAUACUUACCCAGUGCUGAAGGAAGAUGCUCCAAGACAACAUGUAGAAGUAUUUUUCCAGAAAAUGGACAAAAACAAAGACGGCAUUGUAACUUUGGAUGAGUUUAUUGAAUCAUGUCAGGAGGAUGACAAUAUCAUGAGAUCCUUACAGCUUUUUGAAAAUGUCAUGUAACAGCAGCUGAAGAGCAGUCUAGAAAUCUGAGACUUUAUAUGUACUGAGAUCCUGAAGAAAACAAGUGAAGAUUUUUCUCCCCACCAUCUUUUUUGAUGAAAGCUUUUUACUACUUGGACAGACUCAGUGUAUAAGGAUUUUGUAUGUUACUGCAAACUGAGCUGUGUCUCUGAAUGCAACAAACUCAAUCUUGCCUCCCUCAAGAGACACUGACUAGAAUUUAUUUCAUUUAGAAGCAUGCUAAUAAAAUUUGACCAGAGGGACCUGCUGCUUAAAGUUUAAUUAAUUAUUGAAGUUUAAAUUAUUUAAACAAUAUUCAACAUUCUAUUAGCUAAUCACAAAAAAAGUCUGCUGCUUUGAAUCUAGCAAGCUGGAUUGCAUAUGGUAACACAGCAUCAGUUGCUUCUUUAAUCACCGUUGCGUUUUUUUGUAUCAUCAUAUUGUGUUAACAUUUUCCUUUGAAGGUACUGGAAAAGUUUGUGCUACUUUCACAAGCUGGCACAAAUAUGACAUGGUAAAUGUGGGGUUUAAUUCAUUUGGAACCUGUCAGGACAAUUAUUUAUUCAUAUUUAUUGCACAAUAUUGCACAAUAUUUGUUGGGCAAUAAAUGUAGAGCAGUGACUAAUUUAUUGUACCAGAUUCAGGCAUUUGUUUACUCAAGAAAAGACUUUCCAUUCAGAAAAACUGCAUUUUCUUAGCAUUAAAACUGUUACUAGAAAUAUUCCUUUCACCACUAAGAAAAUAGUUGCAAUCUGGAAUCUACCUGCAAAAGGGUAUUUCCAUGUAUGCUAAAAUUCUCACUUUUCAAGACAAAAAUUUGACAAGCUAGUCCAUUUCAAAACUGCCACUAUAGUCUCUUCCUCUCACCCAGAACAAAUGUUCAAGCAUGUUCAAGUGAAAUUAAUGACUUGGGGCUGGACUUAUGCAAGAGAAGGGUUACCAAAGGUGAAACUGAAAAGCAUGUAUAGGUGUGUUUUUGACACAUUUUGCUAUCUGAUUACUAAGUGCCAGCUGUUGUGGGAGUUUCGUCUGUGGGCUGAGUAAAAUAGAGUACAUCUGAUGUAAUAGAAAGAGGAAAGAAUCAAGGACAGUCAAUAUCAUACUCUAUAGGUAAGCCUAGCGUUUUAUGCUUUUGACUUGAAAAAGUAUUACUAUAAAAGAAGACAGUGUGGUGUGCUUUGAAAUAAUAUUUAGAGGACUUGAAGCCGAUUCUUGUCCCAUUGUUUACCAAACCUGUGCAUGCAGUUGCCUUAAGAGUUGAAUUUUUUUAAAAAAAUGGUUCUCUAAAGACUGCUUCAACAUGUAGCAGAGAAGUGAUACUCUCACAGGAAUUCCAAAAUAUUUCCCUCGUACCUUUUCAAAGUAUUUCAUCAUUCCCUUUUUUGUUUUCAAAAAGUCCAGUUUAAGUUUUUUCCUCUAUGCCUUCUGUUGAUUAUUCACAUGAAACUGAGACUCACAUAAAAACAGAAUACAGUACACUUUUUGCAGAAAAUGUCAGGAAAAUAUUUAGCUAAAUACGACAAUGAUUUUGCCUUAGUGUUACAAUUGACCUAAAGGAAUAGAACUAAGCUUUAAGAUUUUGAAAUGCUUCAGGAGAAUGAAAUAUCAGCUCUUCUAAAUCAUUGCUCAAUACAACAUAUAAAAUAUUAUUUUAUUUAACAAAACAUUCACCAGUUUUUAUGCCUUGCAUUUAAGCUGAAUUGUGCAGGCUCUUCUUUGUAUAUUGUGUACCUACAGUUUUCAAGCACAAAACCAGCCAUACUGAUCUGCUGAAGCAAAGUCACUGCAUAUUUCAUAGUUUCAUAGAUAAAGCAACUUAGAUUGUGUUGCAGAAUAUAAAAAUGUUAAAAUUCCAGGCUAUCUUGCUUUCACUGGAGCUGAGGGUUCCUGUUUUUAAUACAAGAGCAUUAAGAGUCAGGAUUAAGAACUGCUUUUUUGGGGGGAGGGGGGCAUGUGUGCAUUGUUUCUAAAAAAAAAAUCUUACAACUUAUUGAUGUUUUUACCCUUUCGGAAUGCAAAUAUUUAAAAAUACAAAUUCAACUUAUUAUUUUGAGCUAUUUUGUUAGCAGUUAAUAUGACUGAUGCUGAAAGGCAUGAUGAAAGAUAGACUGAUGUUUUUAAAAUGAAAUUUGAUGUUUCAAAGUACAAAACUACAUUUUAAAUUUUAUGCAGUAUACAUCAUUCACAUUAUGACAAUUUCAGUCAAGUAAACUUAACCAUGAUAUGCUGCACAUUACAAUGCCCUUUUUUCUCAAAUGGGAAUCUCAUAAAAGAGAAGGGCUUUAAAGAAAGAAUCCUAAUUAAGUAGCUUUGAAGUAAAUUCUACUGAAAGUAUUAAUGGAAUUGACUUCCAAAUAAUCUUGGUUAAGGUUGAAUUUACUGAUUCAGAUACAAUUGCUUUCAGCAGCAGCCACAGAUUUAGCAUUUAAAAUUAGUACAUCCAGUACAUGCAGAAACCUCUAACUGAACUUAUUGCAGGUUGUUUAUUUGCCUAAUACAGUCUUGCAGUGAGACACAUGGAGAAAGGAACCCAGAAAGAAGUCAUUCUUGGAAAUAUAUGAAUGCGAAGGAAUGCUUAUAUGACCCCAACACCUUCAUUCUACAUAUGGAAGUCUCAAUUUCCUUACUCACCUUAAGAUAUUGUUAGCAUAUCUUUUACUCUAGCAAAAUGUUAUAUUUUUAACAUUUUUUAUUUUUUUAAUAGUGUUUUAUUUCAGAUAAGUGAAAUAAUGGGCCUGAUCUAUGGUUAAGCUAGACAAGAGGUCAAGAGACAGGAAGACCUUCCAGCUAAAUUCUGUCCUGGAGCUUCAAGUCUGUUCUCCACCAGUGGCAUAUAAACAUGCAACUAGCUUUCAGCCUGUAAUUCCUAGAGACUCCCAAGCCAAUUUGGCAGGGAAGACAUUAUACACCAAUAGGAAACUGUCUGAUAUGGGGUUCACAUCCUAUGCUGCACCAUAUUAGCCAUCACCAAUAAAAACCAUGGCCACUAUUUUCCCACUCGUUCUCCUGAAUCAGCUCUGGAACAUAUGUAGCAAUUUUUAGCUGAGUUUAAGAACCAACUGUGAGGGAUUAUAAUUGGAUUGUCACAUAUACGAAAUAAAAUAUUGGUAAGCUAAAUAAUGAUUAAAUCUAAAUUUGAUUUCCUGGUUUAAGAAAAAAUGUUCAGAUAAUACAUUUUUAAAUACACAGAAAUGAAGUUAUUUGAAAAGUAGUGCCAAGCCACCCCCUUUUUUUCCUGGGGAAAAAAUAACCAAGGGCUGCCGCAAGUAGCUUUCCUUAUAUUGUUCUAACUGGUGACCACCAUAUUUUCAAUAAGGUUUUAGCUAUAUUUUUACAACAGAUUAUGUAUCAUUGGCAAGGGAAAUAUAUUUUAAAAAUAUCAUUCAUAGUUCUAUAUUUUAUAAAGCACAUUAACUGUAAAGUCUUUAUACAGAAAGUUGUAAACCUGAUACUACUGUAACUGGGUUUGUAAUGUAAUGGGCAUGUUCUCAGAAAACUUUUAGAUGCCCUUUAGAUAUCUUGUACAAUAUAUUUGGAGGUUUUUAUCCCCAGCGAUUCUCCAGUUCCUAAGUGUCCCUCCUGUGUCUGGCUCAGCUGCUUUUUAGUUCCAAUGUCCACUGACAAACCUUGGAAGCAGGGUCACCAUCAAAGUACUGUAGGUAUAGAGAUAUGUAACUUUUCAGAUAGACUUAUGUGGUUCUCCUCCAAUGCAGCCACCAUGGCCUUUUUGCGAACUGAAACCCCAGAAAGGGAUUCCCCUCUGCACCUCUCUCUCUUCUUUGUCAAUUAGAUGGCAGGAUUUUCUUCUUUUUUUCUAACAUAUGAAACAACGGUUUGCUUACUCUACGCUUUUACCUGUUGUACUAUAUAGCAGGAAAGAGAUUUCAGAUUGGGAAGAUGGAAUGGGGAGGAGAAUUAAAUUGAGUUUAUAAGUCUUUGUAAAGAUGGAGUAGACCAGCAAAUAAUUACAGAUAUAGGAGGAAGAGGUAAGGAAAUUAAGAAUAUUUCCCCCAGCUUCAACCAUUUAAGGGUUUGAUGAAGAUGAGUUAAACUAUUAAAAUGACACCACGGUAGUAUUGAUUCAUCAUGAAGGAGUUAAGUAGAUAAUUUCCCAUGAAAUUCAAACACGUGUAACUUUUUGGAAGCAAAGUUUAUAUGAGCCUUUCCUCAAUAUAUGGGCUGAGGAAGACAAAAUUUGUAGCCAAAGAUCAGAAUUUAUAUAUCAGACACACAGCUGACAAAUUUUAGAUAAGUUUAUAUUCUGCAAUAAAUUAAAUAUAUAUCUUGCAGAACUCAUCUUUUAAAAAUUACUCCUCUGAAUUCCUGUAGGAGAGUUCUUUGUCUAAAAUCAAGAAAAGAAAGAGAAAAAAAGAUCAUAUAACUUCUUAGUAGAACACAUUUUUCACAUAUUCUGAGGCACAAUGCAAAUAAUUGUUCAAAGAGAGCUGUUGAGAACCCCACUGGGGUUACUAGGGAGAGACAGGUUUCAAAUUUCUCCUAUUGCAGUCCCACUUUUUAUAAAGCUUUACAUUUAUAUAAAUAAGCAUAUUUAAUAAGAAUGAGUAUCAAUUUCAGAUAAAUUCUGAGUUGGAUCUGAUAUCUUCGUGUUCUGAAGUUCUAUGAGGAUCUCUUUGGUAUGACCCAAACUAAUUCGAUAUUAAAUUGCUUUCUAUAGAAAGAACAACUCUGCAUAUUAGUGUUAUCUAACCCUAUCAAAAUCAAGGAUCUAUCAAUACAAUGAAAGGAAAUUAUUUUUAAUAAAUAAAAGAUGAAGAUUAGUUCUAAUUACCAUAUACUUAUUUCCUUGACAUUGGUAGUUUCGUUCUUUUGAAAAGCCUAAUGCACUUGCUUGCUAUAUCUAGUUUCAUCACAAACUAAAUUCUAGAACUGAUCCUGAGGUUUUUGGUCAGUGAGAAGUUUGCUUCAUACUAAAGCUCUGAGUCAUAUCAGCAGCUGACAUUCAGAUGACUUGUCCACCUUCAUAAUAGCUGUCUUAUAAAUUAAAUUAGAGUAUUCUGAAUUUAAAAUAAUAAUAAUAAUUAAAACUAAAGGCUAUCCAUUAAUGUAGUAAGGUUAACAAAUACUGGCCCAUAAAAGACCAGACAGCUACUAAAUGGAAGCAGAAAGAGUUAUUCUUGUUGCUAUCUUAAAGUCCCCCAAAUCUGGUAGCCAUGAUGUAGCACAUCCUUUGCAUUAUUUUGCCUGCCAACUUUUCAAUCAACCUAGCAUCUUUUGCUAAGUAGGUUGAGACCUACUGUACUGUGUGUGUUAUAAGUUCAUCUGAGUGUUGACCUAUUUUUACAUUUCUUUUUAGUCAGACAAAAAGCAAAGAUAUUCUUUCCUUUGACUUUCUCAGUAAAAGUUUCCAUAGUUGCAUAUAUUUGUGUCUCCUAGUUUUCCAUGGAUUGCAGCUGUGCUACAAGUACACAUGCAUGUGGGCUGAGCUAUUUGGUUUGAAUCAGAAGACAUGAGAAUGAGACUGCAGAUUGGGAAGAUGGAGUGGGGAGGAGAAUUAAAUUGAGGUUAUGAGCUUCUGUAAAAUUUACUUGAGAAUAAAUUUGAACUAUGGGGAAAAAUUAAAAGCCACACUGUAAAACAGUUCCUCUUUCCCCCCACAAUGACACAGUCUUCCUAUUAUUCAUUCUUGAAUAUCAAAAAGCUCUACAGUUCCUUCCAAUACUAUUAUGCUAACAAAAAGAAAAACAUUAAAUGAAAAUCCACCCUCUAAAAGUCUGGUAGCUAAGUUCCUUUGUUCAGUGUUGAUCAAGGUCUUCUGCUGUAAGGAGGUGUAACUUUUAUAAAACAAGACAUCUUGCAAGAGGAGAAGGUUAACAUGGCAUGAUAAGACUUUUCCCUAGCCCAGUUGUUUGGCAAAACCAGUGACCACAACAAGCCCUUAUAGAAUACUUUAUCUCUCUGCAGUGAUGCUUACAACAGCUGCUAGCCAAAAAUAAUUAAUAUUAUUUUUUGAGGUCUUUAUUAAUGCAUGUCAUAAAAGGAGACUGAAGCCAUUAUCACUUUCUAACAAUAUUAAAUUAUAAACUCUGUGAUGAUGCCAGAGUCCUUAAUACAUUCAUUUCUUCUCUUUGUUGUCAAUGGAGGUCUCAUCCAUGAACAAAUCCAUGACUAUAGCAUGUAGCCCAAUUAAUAAAGAAAGAGAAAUGCAACAUUCAUGAUAGUAUCAUUUAGCAUUAAAAAUGAGCUCAUGUAUCAUGAAGCAUGUUCUAACCCAGGUUAUGUGCUACCUGAAAAUUGAUGAGAUCAACCACCUGUAGAAAAGAAUUAAGCAUCCAGUUUACAACCUGGAUUUAAAAAGUGUGUACUUUAAUCUGAAUCAUACCCAGUAUGACGAUUUUGGGGCUCAGAAGCAUGUUCAUUUUUCAUAUUUGCUGUAUUAUUACAAAGUCUUGAUGACAAUAAUUGAAAUUCUAUGAUCAACAAAUUUUGCUUCAUCCUGAAUUUUACUUGCAAUAUAUAGAAACUAAUCUUGGACAAGAGAUUUUUUAAAUUAUCAAUGUUCUCCAUUGUGCAAAACUGCUCACAACUGUAAUUGUUUCGAUAGUGUCUAAAAUAUUUGUCAGAUCAUUAGCUAUGAGUUAUUACAAUUAAAUCAGGAAAUCCAUUUUUCCAGAUGUAUACAUUACGGGCAACAGAUUGAUAAAAAUAUACAUGAUAAAAAUGAUAAGAAUAGCGAUGCAAAAAAUGGAUGUGAUUGCUGCUGUGGAUGUUAGUUUUCCUGUUACUCGUUUCAUUUGCAUGAGGAACCAUGAAUUAUACUGAUUGUAAUGGAUUGAUAGAAGAUAUUUGCAUUGCUCAGUUGGAAUGGCAGAUUAAAAGCAUCUUGGAGAUUUUCUUCAUAUUAUCA
Molecule: messenger RNA, 7527 nt
Organism: Thamnophis sirtalis
Lineage: Eukaryota; Metazoa; Chordata; Lepidosauria; Squamata; Natricidae
Source: RefSeq, a predicted model, not a curated record